This is a messenger RNA of Melampsora larici-populina 98AG31, 207 nucleotides long. RefSeq lists its product as uncharacterized. Bases 1 to 207 code for a protein of 68 amino acids. The transcript has 5 exons. Lineage: Eukaryota; Fungi; Basidiomycota; Pucciniomycetes; Pucciniales; Melampsoraceae. The record is from RefSeq and is a predicted model, not a curated record.
AUGCUUUUCUUCAAAUAUGUUGUCAUUGCUGCUGUUCUAGCGGCCACAAUCUCCGCCAGCCUUGUCCAAGUUGACCAACCUGUCACUCGUGAAGUCAUACAACGACGAUUUGUAGAGUUCACUCCGAUCAUCGAAAAGAGAUCGCUCCUCAAAACUCGUGAACCUUGCAACAAAUGUGAUGAUAAUAGCGGACGCAGUUGUUGUUGA